Messenger RNA from Owenia fusiformis, 1231 nucleotides. The record is from the annotation of a GenBank genome assembly. Lineage: Eukaryota; Metazoa; Annelida; Polychaeta; Sabellida; Oweniidae.
UUAAAGAAGGAACAAAUAACAUUUCAAUCAUAUCCUGCAGAGCAGAAUCCCUAACAUGAACAUUUGAUAAUUAGCGCAUCAAAUGAUUAACGAAUUCAUGAAUUAAUUACACGAUUUCCUGCUGUUAUGCAAGGAUACAUCUCUGGUCAAUUUGCAAAGAAUAAUCAAUUUAUAAUUGAAUAAUCAUAUAAUCGUAUAUGGGAUUAUACAUUUAAAUUAUUCAUUUAUAAUUUAUUUCACAAAUCACAGACUUCCUUUAUAACGCCAUGGUUCAUAUUUCUGAUUCUUUUGGUCCGUAUAAGGUCAUUCUCAUAGUCUCUAAACUUUCUCGUGUCAUAGAUGUCUCUUUGUGUCCAACACAUACUUCCGUAUAAUGCAUCAUAUUAACCUUCUAAAAGUUUAUUUUAUGCGUCGAAUUAUUUUUCAGAUGGCAAAGUUAACCUACAAAUUUGGCGUAGUCAUACUACUUUUAAUGACUAAUGUUCAUCUUGCUCAACUACAAACAACAGACGCCACGACAGAAUCAAACACAGAUGCUACAACUGAUGUUACAACAGCCACUGUAACUGACGUUACAACAGACACUUCUGGAACUGACGCCGCAACAACCGCGAGUGGAACUGACACCACAACGGACAGUAGUGGAACUGAUGCCACAACCGCCGCAAGUGGAACUGACGCCACAACAGCCGCGAGUGGAACUGAUGCUACAACAGCCGCGAGUGGAACUGACGCCACAACUGCCGCGAGUGGAACUGACGCCACAACGGACAGUAGUGGAACUGACGCCACAACCGCCGUGAGUGGAACUGACGCCACAACAGCCGCGAGUGGAACUGACGCGACAACAGCCAUGGGUGGUACAACCGAUGCUUCACAAACAACUGAUGACGCCACAACUGUGAGUUCAAAUGAAACUAAUGCUGGUACGACCAUGAGUUCACAAACAACUGAUGAUGCUACGACUAUGAGUUCAAAUGCAACUUCAGCCAUGAGUGGUACGACCGAUGCUUCACAAACAACUGAUGACGCCACAACUAUGAAUUCAAAUGAAACUGCUGCCGUAACAACUCAGGCUUCACAAACAACUGAUGACGCCACAACUAUGAGUUCAAAUGAAACUGCUGCCGUAACAACUCAAGCUUCACAAACAACUGAUGAUGCUGCGACUACUAGUUCACAGACAACUGAGGCUGUCACAGCAAUGAUGACCACGACAUCUCGUGAGUAA